Messenger RNA from Cryptomeria japonica (Japanese cedar), 870 nucleotides. RefSeq lists its product as uncharacterized. The transcript has a single exon. The record is from RefSeq and is a predicted model, not a curated record. NCBI's taxonomy places the organism in Eukaryota, Viridiplantae, Streptophyta, Pinopsida, Cupressales, Cupressaceae. The coding region runs from base 1 to 870 and encodes 289 amino acids.
AUGAACAAGAAAAUCAGGCAUUGGAAGAUGGGCAGAGAUCUCAAGUAUACUUUGGGUCAUCAGCUCCUGGACUGCACUCUUCGCUUACGCCAUGACGUCAAAAUCCAGAAAGACCUGGUAGAAGUGGAGCUCAAAAUCGAGAAUCUCCAGUGUAGAGCAGUUCAACUGAAUUCAGAUAACCCGAUUCCAAAUAGAGUAGGUCGUGAACGUUACGUUCCCGCAAAGAUCAGUGUAACAACGGGUCCUCAAACAGAGGUGUUUGCUUUGGACGCAGUUAAUUCGGGCGCCUCAUCGUCAAAUCCUACGGUAAUUUUUUCGGAAAGCAGUAGUAUAGGAGGAGGAUACCAGACACAACUUGAGGCCGUCACGAAAGAGGGUAUCAAAUUGACGGUGGGUGCGACGGUGACACAUAACAAUACAAAUACCACAACCAGUGAGAGGAGAAAUUGGGAUUUUGAGGCGUCUGUGCCCGAUAAUAAGCAAGGAAAGUUCCAGUCGGCUCUCUAUCACCAUUCUUACCAGACAAAUCCGAUGUUUCGGCAUUCCCCAAAGCACAGAGACCAACAAUAUAAAGCUUUCAAAGAGUUGGCGCAUGGAGGGGGGCCGACUAGCCAUUUCACAGAAGAAGGGGGGGUCGAGUUUGGAGGAGAUAAGUAUGGAGCACCAAUAAAGUGGACAUUCUUGAAAGAGAUCAAAGGACAAACCCUUGACUGGUUUGUGGAAUGUGAAAUUUGGAUGGCCUAUUAUCCCAAUGAAUAUAGUACUAGAUGUAUGGAGAUUAGAUAUCAAAAAUUUCGUGAACUGCUUCAACUUCCUGUGAAGAGAGAGAAGCUAUCAACAAAAGUUAAUAAUUGGAUUCAUGGAAUGUGA